CUUGAAGAUUAGAUUGUUGGAAAAUAAAUCUGUCAUAUCUUGGUUUGGCUUCACCUACAUUUAUUUCUCACAAUCUCACCAAACUCAAAAUUUUAUCACUUUUCAAAAAUUAAAUAAAUAUACUGAUAUAUUCUCCAUUUCCCACUUCAUUCAGCUCUCUAUAUAUAGACACUCAUAUAGAUGCACAUAGCAUAGUCUAGUAGCUGAUCAAAUACUUGGUCUCUUCCUCUUUAACUCUAUACUAAACAUAUUUCGCUUCUCUUUAAUGGGGGAAGAAAAGCUUUACACACAAGAUGGCUCCGCGGAUCUUCAAGGACGUCCUGUUCUGAGCUCUGGCACCGGAAAAUGGAAAGCUUGCUCUUAUCUAGUCGGUUAUGAAGCAUUUGAGAGGAUGGCAUUCUACGGAAUAUCUUCAAAUUUGGUUGUUUACUUGACUACCCAACUCCAUGAAGAUACUGUUUCAUCAGUGAGGAAUGUGAAUAACUGGUCAGGCUCUGUAUGGAUUACACCGAUCAUCGGUGCCUACAUCGCUGAUUCUUAUCUCGGUCGGUUCUGGACGUUUACUGUUUCGUCUCUCAUUUACAUACUGGGUAUGGUGCUGCUGACAAUGGCUGUCUCUCUUAAAUCACUGAAACCACCGACUUGCAGCAGCAACAUAAAAGGAGCCCUGUGCAGCAAAGCAACAACAUCACAAAUAGCUUUCUUCUAUUCAGCACUCUACAUCAUAGCUGUUGGAGCUGGUGGGACCAAACCAAAUAUAUCAACAUUUGGUGCUGACCAGUUUGAUGAUUUCAAUCCACAUGAGAAGCAACUCAAAGUAUCAUUCUUCAACUGGUGGAUGUUUAGUUCCUUCUUGGGUGCUUUAUUUGCAACACUAGGACUUGUCUAUAUACAGGAGAAUCUAGGUUGGGGUUUAGGGUAUGGUAUCCCUACUGUGGGUCUUCUUGUAUCACUUGUCAUUUUCUAUUUUGGGACACCUAAAUACAGGCACAAAGCUAGGAACACUAAAAGUCCUGCUAGGGACUUGGUUUAUGUCCCAAUGGCUGCUUUCGCUAACCGGAAACUUCAACUUCCUAGCAACCCUUUGGAACUGUUUGAGCUUCACCCACAAGAUUAUAUCAUCACUCGCAGACGCCGUGUCUUUCACACUUCGGCUUUCAGGUUUUUGGACAAGGCUGCAAUAAAAGAUGAUGGGAUGAAUGUAGGCAACACAUCAUCAACCAGACAACCACCAUGUACUGUGACCCAAGUUGAAGGGACCAAGUUAGUAUUAGGAAUGGCUUUAGUUUGGCUAGUUUCUCUUAUUCCUAGCACCAUUUGGGCUCAAAUUAACACUCUUUUCGUCAAGCAAGGAACAACUCUUGACCGAACCCUAGGCAAUAUUCAAAUCCCUGCUGCAUCUCUUGGGAGUUUCGUGACGUUUUCAAUGCUUGUCUCUGUUCCAAUGUACGACCGGUACUUCGUUCCCAUGAUGAGACGGAGAACUGGAAAUCCUAGAGGAAUCACACUGCUCCAACGACUUGGAACAGGUUUUGUUAUCCAAAUUGUAGCUAUUUUUGUAGCGUAUGCUGUGGAACUUAAGAGGUUACACAUUAUAAAGGUAUAUGGGAUAACUUCUGCAAAAGACACCAUCCCCAUGAGCAUUUUUUGGCUGAUGCCACAAUACGUACUUCUAGGGAUUGCAGAUGUAUUUAAUGCGAUUGGGUUGCUAGAAUUCUUUUACGAUCAGUCGCCUGAAAACAUGCAGAGUCUUGGAACAAGUUUUUUUACAAGCGGGAUCGGUGUUGGUAAUUUUUUGAACAGCUUUCUAGUGACAAUGGUGGAUAGAGUAACAAGUAGGCAUGGAAAGAAAAGCUGGAUUGGGAAGAACUUAAAUGAGUCUCAUUUGGAUUACUAUUACGGUUUCCUUAUGGUAAUAUCUGUACUCAAUUUAGGCGCCUAUCUUUGGGUAUCAAAGAAAUAUCAAUACAAGAAGGAGACUAGUGCGGAUAAUGAGGUUGAAGAAAAGGGAAGUUCAGGUGGUGCAGGAAUUCAAAUGGAAAGUGUUAAAGAUCUUGAUAUGCAUAACAACACUGCAGCGUUUUCAGUUGAGGCGGUGCCACUAUAGGUUUAAUUAGCGUUAAGCAUGUAAUUAAAGUACCAAUUAUGUGUAUACUAGUUAAGUCUAAUUGUUAGUAAUUCAUCAAAUGAAAGUUUUUUUCCAAAGCCA
Messenger RNA from Papaver somniferum (opium poppy), 2209 nucleotides. RefSeq names its product protein NRT1/ PTR FAMILY 5.1-like. The transcript has 4 exons. The coding region runs from base 266 to 2107 and encodes 613 amino acids. Gene Ontology annotation, cellular component: membrane. The record is from RefSeq and is a predicted model, not a curated record. NCBI's taxonomy places the organism in Eukaryota, Viridiplantae, Streptophyta, Magnoliopsida, Ranunculales, Papaveraceae. Gene Ontology annotation, biological process: transmembrane transport; dipeptide transport. Gene Ontology annotation, molecular function: tripeptide transmembrane transporter activity; dipeptide transmembrane transporter activity.